Megalobrama amblycephala (Wuchang bream) is the source of this 4666-nucleotide messenger RNA. RefSeq names its product carbohydrate (chondroitin 4) sulfotransferase 11 (gene chst11). Gene Ontology annotation, cellular component: membrane. The record is from RefSeq and is a predicted model, not a curated record. Gene Ontology annotation, molecular function: sulfotransferase activity. NCBI's taxonomy places the organism in Eukaryota, Metazoa, Chordata, Actinopteri, Cypriniformes, Xenocyprididae. The transcript is spliced from 3 exons. Gene Ontology annotation, biological process: proteoglycan biosynthetic process; carbohydrate biosynthetic process. The coding region runs from base 169 to 1227 and encodes 352 amino acids.
UGUAGUCUAGUGUGCGGAGGAAGGUAGCGCACUCCAGGGAGCUGCGCUGAGAUCUUUGAGACACGGACGCAGGCAGGCGGCAGCAGCGAGAGCAUCAGCAUCAAACACAGACCCGCUGUACGGGGCUCGGCAGCCUCCCUCCGUCCCUCCGUCCCUCCGUGCCCAGCCAUGAAACAGACGUUACUGGACCUCAUGAGGAUGAGUAGGAUCUGCCGGAUGGUGCUGGCCACUUGUUUAGGAUCUUUUAUUCUGGUCAUCUUCUAUUUCCAAAGUAUGUUCCAACCAGUUAUGAGGCGGAACCCGUUCGCAGCGGAGGGCUGCUGUCGGAAAGGCUCCAGAAACGCCCUGCAGGAGCUGUACAACCCCACACAGGCUGAGUUCUCAGCGGCGGCGGUGUUGCAUCAGGCCCGGCGGGAUCAGGUGGCGGACACGUGUCGUGCCCACAGCGCGUCCAGCCGCAAGCGGCGCGUCCUGACCCCCAGCGACCUCAAGCACCUAGUGGUGGACGAGGAGCACGAGCUCAUCUACUGCUACGUGCCCAAGGUGGCUUGCACCAACUGGAAGCGGGUCAUGAUGGUUCUGAGCGGUCGGGGCAAGUACAGCGACCCCAUGGAGAUUCCGUCCAACGAGGCCCACGUCCCCUCCAACCUCAAGACCCUCAACCAGUACAGCAUCCCCGAUAUCAACCACCGGCUCAAGAACUACCUCAAGUUCCUCUUCGUGCGCGAGCCCUUUGAGCGCUUGGUGUCGGCCUACCGCAACAAGUUCACGCUCCGCUACAACACCUCAUUCCACAAGCGCUACGGGACAAAGAUCGUGCGGCGGUACCGCAAGAACGCCACAGCUGAGGCAUUGCAGAGCGGCGCCGACGUGAAGUUCCAGGAGUUCGCCGAGUACCUGGUGGACCCAGGCACUCAGAGAGAAGCUCCGCUCAACGAACACUGGCAGACGGUCUACUCGCUCUGCCACCCCUGCCACAUCCAUUACGACCUGGUGGGCAAGUACGAGACUCUGGAGGAGGAUGCCAACUACGUGCUAAAGCUGGCAGGGGUGGGCGACUCAUUGCACUUCCCGUCGUAUGCCAAAUCCACCCGUACCACCGACCAAAUGGCGGCCAUGUUUUUCAACAACAUCAGCUCCCAGCAGCAAAGCCAACUCUACCAACUCUACAAACUGGACUUUCUUAUGUACAACUACUCUAUUCCCAGCUACCUAAAACUGCAGUAAACACACAUUCGCAGUUGCGCAUACGUUCCGAGCUCGUUCAACGAGGUUGAACAAUGGGAGAAUGGCCGUGGCUGAAAGACACAGGCGGGGAAUCAACCAAGCACCUAACUGUAAAAUUGUAUUUAUAUCCGCUGGGACGGUUGCUUUAUUUCGAGACAACCAAGGAGCUGUCGGUCAACUGCGAAAGCGUGGACCACUCGAAAGUGGUCUUUUGAGACUGAAGUCCUGAUGUAGUUGCCUAUUGAAUUGUACAUUAUCAAUGUAAAGGCUCCUGUUCCCAAACAUCAAAAGCAAUAUGACAGAUUCUGAGCUGUACCUGCUCAACUGGUUUAUCUAUUAAUAUACUCAGCCAGCCAUCGCCAUUAUCGAAGCUUCACAGAAAGGAACGCCUAGACUAAUAAUAAGACUUGAGAUACAAUCGGUUCCCCACUUCUAAUUUCUUGUUCUCUUUGGAAGUUCCCUCGCUUCUCUCCCAUACUCAGACGGCCUUUGUGUGUGUGUAUUUAUACGGUGCAUAUUUGAAGAUGCACGCUAAAAUAAGAAUGACAAAAAAAAAAGAGGCAUUGAAUGAUGCCUUCCUGAAGGGGCGUGCCCAUUUGUGAGUGACCGGCAUGGGCUCCGCCCACUGGGUCAGUCAGGGAGCAUCUGUAGCAGUCGGGAGGUCAGAGGUCACUGCGGGUUGGCCUCAAGCACACUGUUCCCACAACCCCUCCUCCCUUGGUUGGUCUUUGGUAAAUUUAAGGAUUUUGGGUGUUUUGUUUUAUUUUGUAUUUGUUUAUAAUGGGAAAAGUUGCUGCGAGCAGCACGUUAUAAUGUUAUUUGAAUUACUGUGUGAAAUAGAGAUGGGAAAGACUUAAUAUUUUGUUUCCAGGAAAGGAAAUCAGCUUAGCGCUAGAGGUUUAAUUGUUAUAAUUUGUUCAUAUUUCUUCUUGCCUCAUAUGCAGAACACAGUUGCUGGGAUACACCUCGCUAGUUUUUUGUGACUGGUGUACGGAAACGGGCAGGACUUUGUUUUCUGAGCUGUUCUCAUGGGAAAGUUUCACACAGUUGUGUGCAUUUGAGAGAGAGAGAGAGAGAGAAAAUGCAGGCAAGUCUGUUCCAUCCAUUAGAUGAUUUAAAUGUCUUUCCCAAUUUGAGAAGUUUAAAGGAACACCCUUUAAUUUAGCAAACUGUCUUUUAUGACCAUGAUUUGCUUUGACUAUGCACGAAAAUUAUAAAAAUUGCUUAUUUAUGUGCGCGAUGGCCACAAGUGGGUGUGUCCAAGUGCUUUAUCUCAAUGUUUUUGUCUGUACCAAAUCUUCACUCUGGCAAAGGUAACGGCUAAAGGCUUCUUUCAGCUUUCUCUCUCCCACAUCUCUCUGCUUUUUAGGAAAAGUCCUGGGUUUAUUUGACCUGAAUAAGUAAGUGCUGAUUAGCAGGAUUUCAAGUCCUGUAGAGCAGGAUCUUUAAUGAAGACCACACACACUUGAGGAAGCCCCUUAUUGAUGCAGAGUGUAAAACGAGGCAAAAAAAGCAAAUGAGAAGAAAAAAAUCUGUCAAAGCCAAGCCAUGUUAUCAGUAGGGGUGUAACGAUACACAAAACUGACGGUUCGUAUGUACAGCAGGGGGAGAAAACUAAACAAAAUUGCUUUAAAAAAAAAAUUAAACAGUAGUUUACUGAACAAAUUGUCUCUCUGUCUUUAAAUGAAUUCAAUUAUAAGUAAAAGUUUCUUAAGGGUAUAAAAAUGAUCUCUGGUAAUGCUUUAAACUAUAUAGUGAGCCCUUACUUGAACAUUACUAAAGGUUCAGAACCAAAACUAUUAGCCUAAAUUCAGUUGCUAUUUAUUUUUAGAUAUAAUAAUUAACACUCAAAUUGUAUGCAAACUUGUAAUCUGCACAUAAGACAGUUUUUGCAUUAACUUCUUAAUCUAAUUAUAAAAUUGUUUUUACUCCAAUUCGUUGUUGAAAUAUCAUUUACACAGUGGCUGUCAUGACAGAUUUAUUUAAACACAUCAAAUAAUCAAGACAUCACUAACAGGUUAAACAGAUGUUCAUUCAUGUGUAUUCUGUAACUUGUAUUAAAGAGGAAGAGAUGAUCGCGUUCACUUGCGCUGCCGCCUGAACUGAGUGAUCUGUCACGCCACAUUAAAGAGCGUCAAAACGGCAUUUUUUGUUUGAAUUUCGUAACAAAAUGGACAGAAUUUGAAAGAUGACACUUUGUUUCUGAUUGGAAGUAAUAAAAAACACGGAGCUUAUUGCAAUUAUUGGUGGUUUAUGCUGGAUUCGUCGUGUAGAUCCAGUGGGCCAGGGCUAGGCGGGGCAGCAGGGGGUACGCGGUACGUACCAUGGGCGGUGUAUCGCGUUUUUUCGGUUUGGUUUGAAUAUCGUUACACCCCUAGUUAUCAGCUUCUAUCUCUUUCUCCCUCUUCUUCACUCUAUUUCUGCUGCUAUUGCUUUAUCAUGCUGCUUUUCCUAAAUCUUAUCCUAACUCAAAAAGAAACCAGUAAAGCCGUUCAUGGAUUUGUCAGAGUCAUAAUUACAAAACUCAUUUCUUUUAAACGAGUUGUCAUCUAGUAAUUAUGGUAACUGAUUGGCUGGUUAGGACAAAAACUCAGAUUAACAUGCAGACGAUUCCAGUAGAUAAAUUUAGCAUAUUAUCCUUAACAAAAGACACACAAAACCUUGUUGUUCUUAGAAGGACUGAAAAAUCUCUUCUAUCCUCUUCAUCAGAACAGGAAAUGAAUCUGAAGCAAAGCUUUUUUUAAUCAUCAGCUCAGAAAACAAAGUGUGCCUGAAUGGUUUCUCCAUUUUUCAAAACUGUUUAUUUCAUUUGUUCUGUAACAACAAACACGGUACAGCCUCAUUAGCGCCCACACGACAGCCACGCUAAUACACGCAUUAGCGCCCACAUUAGCAGGCACAGUGCCUUUCAAACUGUCACUCUAUCACAUGUAAUACAGCUCACUCUCAUUGCAUGCAACUGCAUUUUUAGAAACAAAAAAAACCAAAAAAAAAAACAUGAUUUGCUUUAUGAUUCAUGCUUCCAGCUGAGGACAUUCCCAGAUGGAGGUUUUAGCAUAUUUAGCUAACUUAGCUAAGUUUUCACACUACAGAACAGCUAGGCUCACCAUCCACAGACGCUCACGUGGCUUACCCAUUUCUCUAUGUGCCUGUUUAAUAAUCAAUGUAUACAUUGGUUCAAUGUUGCCGUAUUGGUUUUCUGUGAGCCUCUGCUCACUUUCUUCUCAAACCAUUCGCAGUCUAAUUUAUUUAUUUAUUCCUCCUCGGUAUUCAGGAUGGACUCUGCCGGGUCACGGGCCGGACCCUCGCUCUGUAAAUGGGAAAAAUACAAACCAAGUGAACUGUCAGAUCAAUGCGCUCCCUGGAGAACGCGCUCACACACUCUCUCUAUCUCUUUCUCUCUUCUGUUUUCUCAAUAAAGCUGAAACUGAAACCCUUA